This is a messenger RNA of Leopardus geoffroyi (Geoffroy's cat), 2183 nucleotides long. It is a transcript of the gene FAH, whose product is annotated as fumarylacetoacetate hydrolase. Gene Ontology annotation, molecular function: fumarylacetoacetase activity. The record is from RefSeq and is a predicted model, not a curated record. Gene Ontology annotation, biological process: L-phenylalanine catabolic process; L-tyrosine catabolic process; homogentisate catabolic process. The transcript is spliced from 14 exons. Lineage: Eukaryota; Metazoa; Chordata; Mammalia; Carnivora; Felidae. The coding region runs from base 104 to 1357 and encodes 417 amino acids.
GAGCCAGGGACGUAGCCCUGGGGCCAGGCGCUGAGCCACGAGGGGCGCGAUCCGGCCGGACCCAGCCGAGUGCAGCUCGCCGCCCUGCUCCCUGCUGGCCAGCAUGUCCUUCGUCCCUGUGGCCGAGGAUUCUGACUUCCCCAUCCAAAACCUGCCCUACGGCGUCUUUUCCACCCCAGACAACCCGAGACCGAGGAUCGGCGUGGCCAUUGGCGACCAGAUCCUGGACCUCAGCGUCAUUAAGCACCUCUUCACCGGGCCUGUCCUCUCCAAACACCAGGAUGUCUUUGAUCAGCCGGCUCUCAAUAGCUUCAUGGGCCUCGGCCAGGCCGCCUGGAGGGAGGCGAGAGAGUCCUUGCGGAAUCUGCUCUCCACCAGCUGUGCCAGGCUCCGAGACGACACGGACCUUCGGAGACGGGCGUUCACGGCCCAGGCUUCUGCUGCGAUGCACCUGCCAGCCGCCAUAGGUGACUACACGGACUUCUACUCCUCCCGCCAGCACGCCACCAACGUGGGGAUCAUGUUCCGGGGCAGCGAGAACGCGCUCAUGCCAAACUGGCUGCACUUGCCAGUGGGUUACCACGGCCGAGCUUCCUCCGUCGUGGUGUCAGGCACGCCGAUCCGAAGGCCCACGGGGCAGAUGAGACCCGACGACGCUAAGCCCCCCGUCUUUGGCCCCUGCAAGCUCCUGGAUAUGGAGCUGGAGAUGGCUUUCUUCGUAGGCCCCGGGAACAACUUGGGAGAGCCGAUCCCCAUCUCCAGGGCCCACGAGCACAUUUUUGGGAUGGUCCUCAUGAACGACUGGAGCGCUCGAGACAUCCAGAAGUGGGAGUACGUCCCCCUUGGGCCGUUCCUGGGGAAGAGUUUCGGCACGACCAUCUCUCCGUGGGUGGUGCCCAUGGACGCCCUCCUGCCCUUUGCCGUGCCCAACCCGGAGCAGGACCCUAAGCCCCUGCCGUAUCUCCGCCACGACCGGCCCUACACGUUCGACAUCAACCUCUCUGUCACCCUGAAAGGAGAAGGAAUGAGCCAGGCAGCCACCAUAUGCAGGUCCAACUUUAAGUACAUGUACUGGACGAUGCUCCAGCAGCUGACCCACCACUCUGUCAAUGGCUGCAACCUUCGGCCAGGGGACCUCUUGGCUUCUGGAACCAUCAGCGGGCCGGAGCCCGAAAGCUUUGGCUCCUUGUUGGAGCUGUCCUGGAGGGGAACGAAGGCCAUCGACCUGGGGAACGGACAGACCAGGAAGUUUCUGCUGGACGGGGAUGAAGUCAUCAUAACAGAUCCACCCCUGAAGCCAGGGACCCGCGGGGGCUCCCUUCUGCCUCGACGUUUCAAAGCUCAAGCUCGAUGUUGAAAUAAAACACAUUCUCUUCUCCUACUCCAACAUGCUUUGAUAAGGACGAGACAAAAUUUCAAAGCUAUCUACGGCGUUUGAGGGUUGAAAAGGGGCAACAUAGCAAACUAAUUUAUUUUCCUUUUUUUUUUUAACUGAAGUUUAAUACCCAGUGACCUGUUGCAUUCGGACGUACGGUACAGGGAUUCGACACCCAUACGCCACCCGGUCGUCGCGAUCCCCUGUCUCACCCCACCCCCUCCCCUCUGCUGACCACCAGUCUGUUCUUUGCAUCAGACACAACAGUUUGAUCGCUGUACCUGAACAGUGUUGGCCGUUUCGGAUGACCGCUGAAGACCUACAGAUACAUGACUUGUUUCACAAACGUGUUCCGAGAAAGUUUUAAGGUUUAUUGCCUUCGUUUCGUUAGAAUCACUAUUUUGUCAUAGCCAGGCUUUUCGCACAACGUGGGCUCCAUUGACAGACGAAUCUCCGUGAUUACAAAAGUAAACCGACUUGUACUCAGAACGUACAAAAGGUAAAUAUUUUCACCCAAACCCUUAAGGUUAAAAAUUGCAAAACUAAACUUAUCCUCUGCGUUUUCUGCGUUAGUUUUCUUUGAUAAUAUUGAAACUUUCCACUAAAAUUGAAGGCACGACGUAAAUUGUAACUGAAGAAUGUUAACGCUUCGUAUCAAAACUAUUUAAAUCAGGCUGAAAUGUUUAAAUUUGUUAAAAAAAAAAAAGUUAAAUCCUUUCACAUAUGUCUCAUAAAAAUAACACCCUUUGCAGUCCUGAUGUUCAGCCUCCCCCUCGCAGCCAAAGUAGAUAAUUCGUAUCGCUCGUCA